Messenger RNA from Rhipicephalus sanguineus (brown dog tick), 1003 nucleotides. RefSeq lists its product as uncharacterized. Gene Ontology annotation, molecular function: protein binding. NCBI's taxonomy places the organism in Eukaryota, Metazoa, Arthropoda, Arachnida, Ixodida, Ixodidae. The transcript has 5 exons. The record is from RefSeq and is a predicted model, not a curated record. Bases 222 to 902 code for a protein of 226 amino acids.
UCUCCACGCCUCUCAUCACGGCAGUCCUGUCGAACGAUACCAGUUCUAUCUACCUGGAGUGGAACUGCUCGCUCCCACUGCGGGCGCCCGAGUUGAGCCCGGAGUUCGAAGUGAGAGUAAAGAGAAAUCGCUCCUACCGGCUUAUCCGUACGCUCGAGAAGGCGAUCACGAUAGGGAAUCUCAGCUCAGGCACGGAGUACGAAGUUCAAGUGGCGCUUUCUAUGGAGAGGACGCCGGGAAAGCGAGAAUACGGCAGCCCCGCAGUAGCCAGCAUAAGCACUUGGCCUCUUGUUCCUCUAGCCCCCACAUUGUCCACAAAGGGAUUCGAGACUGCACCGAAGAUAGCGGUUGUGUCAUGGACGUUUCUCAACAGCACGGUUACGCAUAUAGAGGUAGCGACAAACUACAGCGGCUGGGUGAACUGCGAAAACUCGACGCAGUGCGAAGUGGUCGUGUUGCACGGCUGGAACUCCUCCUUCAAAGCAGGUUUUUUGAGGAUCUCGGAGCUCAGGCCGGACACAGUCUUCUCAUUAUCAGUGAGAGGCUGCAACGACCUAGGAUGUGGUAACAAUGGCACAGUGGUCAUCUCAACCGACAUGUCAGAGCCGAGUGAGCCUAUCAGCCUGACAGUGGAUGCGAUCACGAAUGGUUCGGCUCGCCUCAACUGGAAAGCGCCGGAAGAAUCAGGGGGUCCGCUGUCCGGCUACGUGGUCUCCUGGCAGUGUGAUCAGGAUCAUCUCAUGGCUGCGACAACCCAUGAACCUUUCCUGGUCAUCCCUGGUUUUCCUGCUGCGGCCCAGGAGUGCACGUUCUCGGUGUCUGCAUUCAACGCGGCUUCGGCCGAGCGGCAGCUUCGCGGAAAAUCCGCCACACUGACGACACCUUGGCCGCCUCAGAAGUGAUCUGACCACGACGGCUGCUACGGUGUCUUAGGUGCGCUACGUUUUCAGCAUCUGUUGUAAUGUAAAGCGGGUCAUUGAUGUACAAAACAAAAAUUAAAGAG